Molecule: messenger RNA, 715 nt
Organism: Octopus bimaculoides (California two-spot octopus)
Lineage: Eukaryota; Metazoa; Mollusca; Cephalopoda; Octopoda; Octopodidae
Source: RefSeq, a predicted model, not a curated record
GUUAAAAUGCAAUUGCGAAUUUCAAUAAAAAGCUUAACGGUUCCAGCUGGUGCAGCGAUCUUCACCAUAACAGUAGUAUCCGAAAAUUACUUACAUCAUUUUCGAGAUCUGAACUUAGAAGUCAUCUUCAAGAUCGUAAGUCCCAGAACUCUUGAAUUUUACUAUUCUACUAUCAUCGGACGAUAAAUUUACACAAAUUUAUAUACAACCUGGAGAAACAAAUAUAAACCAAAACUAAACCCAAGAUUAGUUCUAAAACUAGUCCUAUGCAGACAUUUCCAAUAGUUUUCCUUUCACUUGCAGUCCCUGUAUCUUCUCUCGUUACAGACCUUUCUUCAGAAUGUAAUGGCUGUUAUUUGGACGGAAAAUGCUUUUGUAAUCAUACGGUAGGCCUUUUUAGAACACUGUAUGAAUGUAAGGAAAUAAUGUGCGUUGAAAAAACAUACACAAUUUUAAAGUGGUAUUGUAAAGACAAUAAAGGAAAUUGCUUGGAACAUGGAGAACAUCGUGUCGGUGUUAUAAACAAUCAAUGUGUCACAUUUACUUGUAUAGUAUGGCGUCAAAUACCACGAAUGGGUGUACGGCGAAAUUUUAUUUGCACGCUGGAGCAUGUUUACUCAUAUUGGAAAAAUUCAACUCACAAGGAAAUCGAUCAAUGUUAAAUGGAAAUUCGAUGUUCUAUACUUUGAUGUUAAUAAAAUAUAUGUCAAUAAUG